AUGGCCUCUGUGGAAGAAGAAGCCGGCGCCGCUUCUGCAGCCCCGAAGAUGACGUAUCUGUCGCCGAUUGCUUCGCCCCUGCUCGAGGGCAAGUCUCUGCGGAGGAGUUUGAAGCUGAUUCAGCUGGCGGCAGACCGCGAGCGCGCCUCGCGAGGCAAGAAGGGCGAAGAGAAGAGCGAGGCGAAGAAGGGAAAGAAGGGCGUCAAGCUGCUGCGCCGUGGCGUCCACGAGGUGACCAAGUGCUUGCGGAAGGGGGUGAAGGGCAUCGUAUUCUUCGCAUCCGACGUCUUCCCCGUGGAAAUUAUCGCGCACCUUCCGAUCCUCUGCGAGGAGAAGGACAUCGUCUAUGCCUACCUCUGCAGCAAGAAAACGCUGGGCCACGCCUUCCGCUCCAAGCGACCCGCCAGCGUCAUCAUGAUCACUCCGGGCGGCGACGGCCAGCCAGGUGAAGACGCAGGCGGCGAAGACGACGAAGAAAAGUUCGAGGACGUCUACAAAAAGGUCGCGAAACUCGUCAGAAAAAACAACCCGUAUUUCUAG
This is a messenger RNA of Besnoitia besnoiti, 540 nucleotides long. RefSeq names its product putative 60S ribosomal protein L7a. NCBI's taxonomy places the organism in Eukaryota, Apicomplexa, Conoidasida, Eucoccidiorida, Sarcocystidae. The coding region runs from base 1 to 540 and encodes 179 amino acids. The record is from RefSeq and is a predicted model, not a curated record. The transcript has a single exon.